AUGGAGUCGCUGUCGAGCAAGAAAACGGAAGAGCAGCGCCGGCAGGAGGAAAUCAAGAAGCAAAUCGCGCAUCUCCAGGCUCAACUGAAGGAUCCUACAGCCAUACCCACGGAUAUUACUCCUUCCUCCCCGAAAAGAAAGACGCCAGAUUCGAGCUUGCUGGUUCCUGCUACUCCUUCACCUAAAAAGAAGAGGAGAGUCAGUGACGAAGGUGAAAAUAAGCUCGGAAGUCCUUCGCGCCGGGGCAACCAGAAGCCCGUUCCUCUCUCGUUCCCCAUCAAGCCAACGAAAGAUACUAUCAGCAGCCGCAAACAGCCAAAACCGCUUCCCAUCACCAAACAACCCCCUUCUAAUGUACUCCAGAAACUGUCAAGUUUGAGUGGAAAGUCGACAGAUGAUACCUUGGAAGGAACCCUCUCUAGGUCUUCUGGCUUUAGAGACGCGCCUGCUACGAGGGUUCCUCAAGGACAGGAGCAGAGUUCAGAGACCGCACUGCGACGGGAUGAUAGGCUGGCUCUAGUGGAGGAGUUAGAGGUCGGACCUGCGGAGCACAGGCCCCCUUUUGAUGAUCCCCACUUUGAGAAACUGGAGCCUAACUCCGGAAUUCGUUUAUCUCAACGUGCUAUCCCUUAUGACGAGUUCCAAGACUAUCUACGAGGGCGUUACUAUCUCUCACCAUCUCGCCUUUACUCGGUUAUCCGACUACUGCCCAGCAAGGCAGGGUAUGAAGUACCCGUGGAAGGCGACUGGGUCACGAUCGCCAUUGUAGCCGAGAGAGGACCUGUCAAAUUCAGCCGAGCGCCCGUCGGCACCACGAAAGAUGACGACGGUAUCGAAAGCGACAACGAGGCUGGCCCGUCCAAACCUCCAGAGUCGAAACAAGCCAAACCGAAGGGGAAAGGUAAAGACGUGCCCCAGGAGAGGAAACCCCACGGGAAACGCUACGUCAAUCUAAAGCUGAUUGAUUUCGGGGCUCGCUCUGGCGGGGCGUCGGCUACUGGCGGUAAAGCUGUCAUUCGUGGCGAUGCUUUUCUGACAUUGUUGCUGUUCGAGUCCGACGGCUGCGAGGUCAUUGAGAAUGACGAAGCGGAGAAGCGGAAGGUGUGGAGAGGAGGUAGCAAAGGGGCGUUCGAAGCCAUGGCGAAGCUGAAAGAAGGCGCUGUUGUUGCGUUGUUGAACCCAAGAAUUCUGAAACCGUUCCAGCGAUCGAAUGAUGCGCCGCACCCGGUGAACAAUAUACUUGCGCUGACACCGGAGUCCGCGGAUAGUAUCGUAGUCAUCGGACACGCCAAAGACCUCGGGAUGUGUACCGUUGUCAAGAGGGAUGGGAAGAUCUGCGGAGGUUGGUGCGACAAGCGCGUCAGCGAUGUUUGCGAGUGGCACAUCCAAACCGCAGUCGAGAGACGAAGAGCUGGUAGAAGCGAAACGUCUGGCAUGUCGAGUAACCCUGGCGGGAAACGUAGACGACCAGAGUACGAUCCCCAGCGUCAGUGGGGGCUCAAGCCUGAGCUCAACACGGGCGCGGGUGCAGUUUAUGUUGUGUCUGGGCACGUCGUGUCUGGCUCCUCGGGCAAGAACGAUAUGUUCGUGAGCGAGACGAUAGGUAGGGAGGGUCAGGCGAAAGCUGCACGGAAGCUCGCGGCGAAGGACGCUGACAAGGCACUGCGCGGGAUACUGAAGAGGGACAAGGAGGGAAUGAAGGCCGUCGUUAAGGCGAGGGAGUUCGGCCUGAAGGAGAAGGAGAAGACGAAGGGCGGCGUGAAUAAGAAAGGGGAUGCCAAGGGAAAGGAGAAGGCAGACGCACCAGAGGCCAGCGAGGGGACGUCCAAAGUCAAAAACGCUUUCUCGGCGAAGAUGAUAAAGGAACUCGGCUUCGAUCCUACGAAUAAGAACGGGUCCAGGAAAGCGGAUGAGGACAGCGAGGUGCAGAAAAAGGUGCGAUGCGUUUCGUACCCAGCGUGGACGAUGCUGAUUACCGGCAGCUCCAAACGCUGA
Gloeophyllum trabeum ATCC 11539 is the source of this 1995-nucleotide messenger RNA. RefSeq lists its product as uncharacterized. NCBI's taxonomy places the organism in Eukaryota, Fungi, Basidiomycota, Agaricomycetes, Gloeophyllales, Gloeophyllaceae. Gene Ontology annotation, molecular function: single-stranded DNA binding; DNA replication origin binding. Gene Ontology annotation, cellular component: nucleus; replication fork protection complex. The record is from RefSeq and is a predicted model, not a curated record. Gene Ontology annotation, biological process: DNA replication initiation; DNA replication. The transcript has 5 exons. The coding region runs from base 1 to 1995 and encodes 664 amino acids.